AUGCGUGGGGCAGAGUUCUACCAGAUAUUCUCGGGGCUUGAUGAUGGCAUCUCUUCAUUCAGUAUUCACACCGCUGCUUCACACUCUGCAAACCUCAUUCCCUACCUAACUGACUCAAAGAGCCUGCUCCAUCACCCCACCUUCAUGGCUGUAAUGUGCAAGGCUGAUUAA
Molecule: messenger RNA, 171 nt
Organism: Echinococcus granulosus
Lineage: Eukaryota; Metazoa; Platyhelminthes; Cestoda; Cyclophyllidea; Taeniidae
Exons: 2
Coding region: 1-171 (56 amino acids)
Source: RefSeq, a predicted model, not a curated record